Molecule: messenger RNA, 1983 nt
Organism: Corticium candelabrum
Lineage: Eukaryota; Metazoa; Porifera; Homoscleromorpha; Homosclerophorida; Plakinidae
Product: centrosomal protein of 70 kDa-like
Exons: 15
Coding region: 19-1839 (606 amino acids)
Biological process (GO): regulation of microtubule cytoskeleton organization; cilium assembly
Cellular component (GO): centrosome
Molecular function (GO): gamma-tubulin binding
Source: RefSeq, a predicted model, not a curated record
CAGUAUUUGACUGUUGAAAUGUCGAUAUCUGGAAGUGAGGGAGAUGCGUGUUCACUGACAGCUGAUCUUAGAGCGACGAAAGAAAAGAUAGAGCAGCUUCUGACAAUCUACAAGUCAAGUGAUGGUACUAACCGACACGACACGUCUGCAACCGACCAACACACCCAAUCAAACAGAAACAACCCAACCCAUCACCAUCCAAACCCACCAACUCAAAGUGACUGGCAGAGGGUCAACGAGAUGUUGAGACAGCGAGGUAUGCAUCCUGUCUCUUUCCUGCAGCCAUCCGAUGUCUUUCAGACGCGAAGUAUUGUGGUGAUGGAUGACGUGGGGAGUCACUCGCUGCAGGCGUUGCUGUUUUCGCUGUUGGUUGAGUGCGAUAAGAAGCAGAGUAUUAUUGAGGAGUGGAUGAAUGCGGCACAUAGAGACAGAGUGGCUUUCAAGGAAGAGAAUGAGAGAAACUACAAGCUACAACAAGAAAUAGAUGAGCUGAGACGGCAGACACAGACGGAUAGGAUGAGAAUUGAGGAGAUGGAGAGUUGCCGUGUGAAUGAAUUACGUCGUCAUGGUGAGGAGCUCCAAAAGGCAAAGAGUGCAGCAAGUGCCAUGGAGAGUAGACAUCGCCAAUUGGAAGUGAAAUGUCGACAGCAAGAGACGACGCUUGCACAGAUGCAAGACAAGCAAUACAGAUUGCUUGAAAUGGAAGAAAAACGGAAAGCAAAGCAUCAUCAGUUGCUUUCUGGAUCACGAUCCUUCCCAAAGAGACUGCCCGAAUCGAAGUCUCUUGAGAUGGUUGAUGCAUAUGAGACUAGAAUAGAGAAAAUGCAAGAGGAACUGCAUUUCCUCAGGCAGGAGGUGGCAAUGCAGGAUCAAUCGCAUGUGACUCAUUCGGUGUCUAGGAAUACGUCGUACUUGCCUUUGUUUGUCAGGCUCAAGGAUGCCGAGGAGCACUGUUCGACUCUCCAAGCAAGCAGAGCUUUUCUCGUGAGAGAAAACGCUCAGUUGAAGGAAGAGCUCAUGAAAAGAAAAGAUGAGAAGGCGAGCCAGGAUAGUGAGAUAACACAGCAAAAGCGUGGGAGGAACAGGACCCGUCAAGGAGUCAAGAGAGACGAUAUUUUGUCGCUUUCACUCUCAACAUGUCAACAAUAUCUUCAAAGUAUUUGCCACGAAAUGGGAGUCAGAUCAGUUAGUGAUGCUUUAUCGAAAUUGAGGAGACUCAGUGAUGAAGCAGAAGCAGCACACAUUAUGGAGCAGCUUGUCAAAGAGAUUCUACAACUCAUUGAGUCUCCCGGUACGCCACACAAACAUCCAGUCGACAGCCAACCUACAGUCGACACCACAAACCACAAACUAUGGUGUGAAUUCACACAGAAACACAUCACCACAACACUACAACAUUGGGUCUCCAUUCUGACAUCAAAAUCACACCAAAAGAGUGAUGAAGACGAUCUACUGCUGAUGGUCACUCAUUUUCAGAAGCUUUUCCAUGUGCCUUCCCAGUCGGGUGUGAUUACACAGAUGAGUGAGGUCUGUAGCCGAUUGGAGGAGUACUCAAAUGUAUUACAAAAUAUUAAGGAUUUGUUGAGACUCGAGCCGACGUCGUCUUCGGCUAAAGUCGUGAUGAGAGUAGACUCUCUCAUGCAGUCAUUUCAACAUGAAAAUGUACACAACAGAGUUACAGUACAAGACAAACUGGAGGAAUACGAGGAGUUCAUCCCAGCAUUUCAGGGUCUCAUCUCGCAGCUCUUAUCCAUCCUCAAAGUUUCAAGUCUUGACGACAUCGUUCCAUUAGUGAGGCAGCUCAUUCACAAUCAAGACAGCUUGACCAGCGAUGAGUAGCAAUUUAUAUUUGCUAAUAAUCGUUAUAUUAAUUUUACAGUUUACAUCGCUUGUGUAUGUAUACGCAAGAUUAGGAUUCUAUUGCACUGUAACUACCACUUUAGUAGUAGAAAUGUAUAUUGAAAUAUGAAGCAUUGUAUCAUG